This is a messenger RNA of Striga hermonthica, 1275 nucleotides long. The record is from the annotation of a GenBank genome assembly. Lineage: Eukaryota; Viridiplantae; Streptophyta; Magnoliopsida; Lamiales; Orobanchaceae.
AUGAUCUCAAUCGGCGGCUCGUCUCACUUAAAUCCCGGCUGCUUCAAUAUCGAAUCCGAUCCUCCUCCGGUAAAGAAGAAAAGAAACCUCCCGGGCACCCCAGAUCCUGAAGCUGAGGUAAUAGCACUUUCCCCGAAAACCCUAAUGGCGACCAACCGGUUCCUUUGCGAGAUAUGCGGUAAGGGCUUCCAAAGGGAUCAGAACCUUCAGCUUCACCGGCGAGGCCACAACCUGCCGUGGAAGCUGAAGCAGCGUACGGGGAAAGAGGUUCGAAAGCGCGUUUAUGUUUGCCCGGAGAAAACGUGCGUUCACCACCAUGCGUCGAGGGCGCUCGGAGACUUGACCGGAAUCAAGAAGCAUUAUUGCAGGAAGCACGGUGAGAAGAAGUGGAAGUGCGAGAAGUGUUCGAAGCGCUAUGCGGUGCCUUCCGACUGGAAAGCGCACUCGAAGACGUGCGGGACCCGCGAGUACAGGUGUGAUUGUGGAACCAUCUUCUCAAGGAGAGAUAGCUUCAUCACCCAUCGAGCAUUCUGCGACGCCUUAGCCGAGGAGACAGCGCGAUUCACGGCCGCAUCACACAUGAACAACACCCACUAUAAUCAUCCACCUAUCCUCAGCCACCAAUUUCUUGCGGGCCCGUCUCUAGAUGUUCAGCACGUAAACGGUCCAAACUUUCCUCCAAACAUCGACCCGAUAAUCCCCACCGGUGGACGGAGCCUACCCCUAUGGCUAGCCCAAGAACCCAUGUCCAAAAAUGUCCAAGAUAUUAAUCCAAUGGGAUUAAUAAUCCCCAUAAACACCACUCCACUCAACAACUUUGCCACCACUAAUAAUAAUAGUACUAAUCCAGUUAACAAUUCUAUCAUCAAUUGGGAUCAGUUUGGUAACAAUUCUAUCAAUUGCCCUUUAGAUAUCCCUCUCAUUACCAAUGAGAAAGAACUCAGUGUCCCAUCUCUGUACAGUACUGAUCAAAACCAACUACUUCACCAAAAGCCGAUGGCAAGCCUAUCCGCAACGGCCUUACUGCAAAAAGCCGCUCAACUUGGCGAAAUUUCGUCGUCUGAUGGGAAUAAGUUCUGUGGGAUUUACAGCUCGAACUCGGGCACGAGUGGGCUUGCAAGCGACGUGGAGGGUUCGGUAAACGACUCCCUUGGCCGAAUGGCCAAGCGUCGCCGGCUAGGGAACAACGAUCAUGAGAUGUUGACACGUGGCGAAACGAGGGACUUUCUUGGAGUUGGGAUGUGCCAUCCAUCGUCGAUCAACGGGUGGAUGUGA